GGUACCGUCGGGGUGAGCAGAGCGUGGCUGUGGUGUGUUCAUCUAGUCCCCCUCUCUCCCUCACUCUGGGUAACUCGUUUACGUCCUCUGCCGUCGUCUGCUUCAACUUUUACCUGUUUUAUAUACCUCACAGUUCUACCACUACCCGAACUGUAGUACAAGAGUAUACCAAAGCCAAGUUACCAGUUACACUGAUAUAUUAAAGGCUGGAGUGGAAACUGUGUGUUGUGUUCCGUGUUUACCUGAGCCCAAUAUUACCGCGCGCGUGAUUUAACAAGGCCAACUUGGGGUACCUGUUGGUGGUGGUACACCUUGACUCCCUCACCUCACAGAUCUUGGAAGAAGAAGGCGCCUCUGCCCGUCUGUGUGUGGAGGAUGUGAUGCUGGCACAGACGUCUUGAUACAACAUAUAUGUGAGUGUGGAUGGCGGUGUGGCCGUGUUGGUGCCCCCGGGGUUGUGUGAGGGUCACACACGGGCUGGCUACCACCACUCCCACCACCACCGCUACUACCACUAUCAACUCGCCACAACCACCAUCUGCAGCAGUAAGUGACAUCUCUCCCCCCCCACCCUCUCAACCACCACCGCCUUAACUCAGCUUCCCGGACGUCUUCUACAGCGCCUCCGUCACCAGGGGUCUAGUGCUGUACCCCCGCCGCUACUGUAGUGCACCAGUGCCUCUCUUAAGCUAGUGCUCCUGUAAGCCAGUGCCUGUCCGCCCCUACUAGUGGUACUCCUACUCACCCGACGACGCAGCUUCCACCAUGGUUCGUGCUUCCACUAGAUCCACUCUCAAGAGGGAGACUGAGCGUCGGAUCAUGGCCAAUAAUCCUGAGUUCAACGCACAGUUCAACUAUGCUAAAAACUUCAUUAAGACGUCAAAGUACACGUUACUAAACUUUGUACCAUACAACUUGUUCGAGCAGUUCCAGCGCCUCGCAAACUUCUACUUCUUGUGUUUGUUGGUUCUCCAGCUCAUCCCAGUCAUCUCUUCUCUCUCACCCAUCACAACAGCCGUUCCCCUCAUUGGGGUGCUCACAGUCACGGCAGUCAAAGAUGCCUAUGAUGAUUAUCAACGCCACCGGAGCGACAGCCAAGUCAACCGGAGAAAAUCAUCUGUUUUAAGAAACGGCCAACUAGUUGAAGAGUAUUGGAGUAAGGUAGUGGUAGGAGACGUAAUUCGUAUGGAGAAUGACCAAUUUGUGGCAGCAGACGUGCUGCUUAUUUCUACGUCUGAACCAAACGGCCUCUGUUAUAUUGAAACAUCAGAGCUUGACGGAGAAACAAACCUUAAAUGUAAGCAGUGUCUGCCAGAGACAGAAGACUUGGGACAGGAUGACAGUCUUAUUGGAGUGUUCCGAGGGGAGAUACGCUGUGAACCUCCAAAUAAUCAACUCAACAAGUUUGAUGGAGCCCUACACUGGGAGGGCAAUAUACAUCCACUGGAUAAUGACAAAAUCCUUCUAAGAGGCUGCAUACUGCGCAACACACAGUGGUGCUAUGGAGUGGUUGUAUUUGCUGGCAAAGAUACUAAACUUAUGAUGAAUUCCGGAAAAACAAAGUUCAAACGCACAAGCAUUGAUAGAUUGUUGAAUUUCAUUAUUUUAGGGAUUGUAUUUUUUCUUCUAUCCAUGUGCCUGUUUUGCACAGUGGCCUGUGGUAUAUGGGAGACACUCACAGGACAGUACUUCAGAGUGUACUUGCCGUGGGACAACCUCAUACCAACAGACCCUGCAGGUGGUGCGACUGUGAUAGCGCUUCUUGUGUUCUUCUCUUACGCUAUUGUCCUCAACACCGUGGUGCCUAUUUCACUAUAUGUUAGUGUGGAAGUGAUUCGAUUGUGGCAGAGCUUUUUGAUCAACUGGGAUGAUGCCAUGUGCUACAUACCAAGUGGCACCCACGCCAAAGCCCGUACAACUACUCUCAAUGAAGAGCUGGGACAGAUAGAGUAUAUAUUCUCUGACAAGACUGGAACCCUCACACAGAACAUUAUGGCAUUCAACAAAUGUACUAUAGCCGGGCGAAGCUUUGGGGAGGUUAUUGAUCCCAGAACAGGUGACCUCUUAGAGAUCAAUGAGUCGGGGACUUGGGUCAGAAAGAAAAAAAGGAAGCGGUCACAUAGGCAAGAUGUGGGUUUGAGGAACUACACGGAAGAAGAUGCAGAUGAAACUCAGGUUGUUCUGCUUAGUGCCGAGGCUAGUUCAGACGCCGACACGUGGGUGGAGCUGCAGACGUUGAAACACAAUAAUGAUUCAGAGUUUAGUGACAAUGCUUACAACACAAAUUCAGGGCAUUGUUACUCUGAUAGUUUACCGAACCUGUCGUCUUCCACGCACGAGCUCGACAGUCUACCACCAUUGUCAAGAACAGUAGACUUGUCUCGUAACCCUUACCAUGAGCCCAGCUUCAAAUUCUACGAUCACAGUCUGGUGGAUGCACUGGAUGCCGGUGAUCGUGAUUGUGAAGCCUUCUUUCGUCUGCUGGCUCUAUGUCACACUGUCAUGCCAGAAGAGAAAAACGGGAAACUAGAGUAUCAAGCGCAGUCCCCUGAUGAAGGCGCCUUAGUCUCUGCCGCAAGAAAUUUUGGCUUCGUCUUCAAGUCUCGCACACCAAAUAGUAUUACUAUCUUUGCUAAGGAGGUUCAAGAAACUUAUGAAUUGUUGUGCAUUCUGGACUUUAAUAAUGUUCGGAAAAGAAUGUCGGUCAUCCUUAAAAAAGACGGUAGGAUCCGUCUCUACUGUAAAGGUGCCGAUUCUAUUAUCUACGAGAGAUUAAAAAGUGGGCAGGAGAGUUUAAAACACCAUACUCAGGAACACUUAGAUAGUUUUGCUGGAGAGGGUCUACGAACUUUGUGCCUUGCAUACAAGGAUUUAGAGGAGGAUUACUUCCAGGAUUGGAAGAGCCGUCACCAUGAGGCUGCAAUAUCUUUAGAGUCAAGAGAAGAAAAGCUGGAUGCUAUAUAUGAAGAAGUAGAGAAAGAUCUUAUACUUUUAGGAGCAACUGCCAUUGAAGAUAAGCUUCAAGAUGGUGUACCACAAACUAUAGCCAACUUGGCCAUGGCCGGCAUCAAGAUUUGGGUACUCACUGGUGAUAAACAAGAAACAGCCAUUAACAUUGGAUAUUCAUGUCAGUUGCUGACUGAUGAAAUGGUGAAUAUAUUCAUCAUUGAUGCUCAAAGUGCCUCGGAAGUUGAAGAGCAGUUGCAAAAAUUUCGUGAAGAUAUCAGGAAUGUGUCAGCCACCAUUCAUCCACAAACCAACCUAUCUGUGGUGACCUUUAGUGUUUACAGCGAUGACGAUGCUGGACGUGAUAACCUGAGCGAUGCAGGUGAACCAAACGGAGGCUUCGCUCUCGUCAUCAACGGACACUCUCUCGUGUUCGCUCUAAAUGCCAAUUAUGAGAGACUGUUCUUAGAGGUUGCGAGUCACUGUAAGGCAGUUAUCUGCUGUCGGGUCACACCACUACAGAAGGCCAUGGUGGUGGACUUAGUGAAGCGCUACAAGAAGGCUGUAACACUGGCUGUUGGGGAUGGUGCUAAUGAUGUGUCCAUGAUUAAAACUGCACAUAUUGGUGUUGGGAUCUCUGGUCAAGAAGGUUUACAGGCAGUACUGGCAUCAGAUUAUUCUGUGGCUCAGUUCAAGUUCCUAGAGCGACUCCUACUAGUACACGGCCGCUGGUCGUACUACCGCAUGUGCAAGUUCCUCAGAUAUUUCUUCUACAAGAAUUUUGCAUUUACGUUAUGUCACUUUUGGUUUGCCUUCUUUGUGGCAUUCUCAGCUCAGACACUGUUUGACCCCAUGUUUAUAUCGGUGUAUAACCUCUUCUACACGUCAAUGCCCGUCCUGGCUCUGGGUAUCUUCGAACAAGACGUUAAUGCUAAGAACAGUAUCAAAUACCCAAAGCUGUACACUCCAGGCCUCAAGAAUGCUUUGUUCAAUAAGAGAGAAUUCUUCAGGUCUGCAGUUCAUGGAUUUGUCACUUCUUGUGUCCUGUUCUUCAUACCAUUUGGGGCAUACUAUAAUGGUAUGGAUCAGGAGGGGCGGAGCAUGACAGACCAGCAGACGUUUGGUAGUGUUGUAGCGACCAUUCUCGUCAUUGUGGUCACUAUGCAGAUUUGUUUGGAUACAUCGUAUUGGACGUUUUUUAACCAUGUUACUAUAUGGGGCUCACUUAUUUUAUACUUGCUCCUUCAGUAUUUUUACAACUAUGUCCUUGGUGGAGAUUAUGUUGGAGCUCUAUCAAAGGCAAUGGGAGAACCAAUGUUCUACUUCACCUCGUUAUUGACUAUUGUAAUAUUAAUGCUGCCGAUAAUGGCUUGGCGCUUCUACUGGGUUGACGUUGCUCCAAAUCUUUCGGAUAAAGUGAGAUUUAAACAACGUCAUGAUGCAAAGAUGGCCAGUAAGCGUACCGAGCAUGAUAUGCAUCGUACCCCAUCUGCUAGAAGAUCACGACGCUCCAUCCGUUCUGGUUAUGCCUUUGCUCACCAAGAAGGCUUUGGACGCCUUAUCACAAGUGGCAAAAUCAUGCGUCCCAGAAAUCCAAAGCCUGGCAAUGUGUCCAAUGGCAGAGCCGCAAGCCUUCGUCCAGAUGCCAACAAAGGUCCAGUAGCGGCACCAGCACCUUCAACAGUGGAAGUGUAAAAGUUAUUUUGUACUUAUUUACCGUGUUGUUCUUUUUAAAGAACGUGACAUUUUUAUUGCUUUUUACAACUUAGGGGAUACCCUAUAUUUAUUUUCGAUAAAACAAUGGUGCCAAUAGUUUUAUUCUUGUGGUUGGAAAAUGUUUUUGAUGUUAUUAUUUAAUUUUUAAUUGAGAUUUAUUUUCAUAAUUGCUUGUGAUUUAUAUAAUAGAAAUGGAAGUGUAAUAUAUAUAAGUGGUAACAAGUGGUACACCAUAUACUGUAUGUGAACUUCCAGCAAGAGAAGAUGUGGCUGAAGCUUUGCAUAUUUCCUAUAAUGUUGAAAACUGUGAACUCGUACGUUUAAUGUUUCCAAUGUGUUGUAAUCUUGUUGUUGCCUUUGCACCCCUUCAAUAUAUGGUUGAGGUGCCUCUCAUAAGUGUACUUAUAAUAGAUUUCUCAGGUUUUUCCCUUAAUUCAUCAUCAGAUUUAAUUUUAUUUAAUUCCAGGCAAAAGAACAAGGGGUGAUAAUGAUUACAAUUGUAUUUAUAUGUUUGUCUCUGAAGUUAAAUUCAGAUGUUGGCUUUAUUCAACAGUUUUUAAUACUUGUGAUUUCCUAACCAUCUACAGUGGUCCCUUGGUUAACGAACGCCUCGGUUAACGAAAUUUCGGUUAACGAAUUACCUUCCAUAAGAAUUUUCAAUUCGGUUAACAAAAAAAAUUUGAU
This is a messenger RNA of Homarus americanus (American lobster), 5346 nucleotides long. RefSeq names its product phospholipid-transporting ATPase ID-like (gene ATP8B). The transcript has 30 exons. NCBI's taxonomy places the organism in Eukaryota, Metazoa, Arthropoda, Malacostraca, Decapoda, Nephropidae. Gene Ontology annotation, molecular function: ATP binding; ATPase-coupled intramembrane lipid carrier activity; magnesium ion binding. Gene Ontology annotation, biological process: Golgi organization; phospholipid translocation. The record is from RefSeq and is a predicted model, not a curated record. Gene Ontology annotation, cellular component: plasma membrane. Bases 766 to 4641 code for a protein of 1291 amino acids.